AUGUGUUACUACGGAAGCUACUAUGGUGGCCUAGGCUGUGGCUACGGCUGUGGCUAUGGUGGCCUGGGCUGUGGCUAUGGCUGUGGCUAUAGUGGCUAUGGCUCCCUCUGCUGCCGCCCCCUGUGCUGUGGGAGGUACUGGUCCUAUGGCUUCUACUAA
Molecule: messenger RNA, 159 nt
Organism: Jaculus jaculus (lesser Egyptian jerboa)
Lineage: Eukaryota; Metazoa; Chordata; Mammalia; Rodentia; Dipodidae
Product: keratin-associated protein 20-2-like
Exons: 1
Coding region: 1-159 (52 amino acids)
Source: RefSeq, a predicted model, not a curated record